CUCGAGCACUAUAUUCUCAUCAUACGGUGGCCUUUAUUGUGCGUUAUUUAGCAGAAAAGCGACAAAAUGAGUCCUCCAACAACGCAGUACGGUAUUCAGAGUACCGCCGGUGCGAUUCCGGUCAAAAACACAAAAGGAGAAAUAUCGAUGCAAAAGGUGAAAGUGCAUCGCUACGUAUCCGGCAAGCGACCUGAGUACGCCCAGUACGCGAGCAGCGAAGAGGAGUCGGAUGAUGAUGAUUUUAUGGAAGCGCGCCGGACGAACGAAGAGCACCAGCAGCGGGAAGAUUCUGAUAACAAUGACCUGCCGGAUGAUGUCGACGAUCCGCGUAUUCGACGGUUGCAGGCAAUACGGGCCGAGAACCAAGAGGAGCUCGAUCAGGAGCGUCGCGAGCGUCACCGGUUCAUCCACGAGCCGGAGCUGGUACAAUCCGAAGACGAGGCAAAUGACCACGACGCGGAUGAUGACGAUGACCGAAUGGUCGAGAGUGGUGCCGAGCAGGACAACGAGAGGAUUGCCCGCGGCAGACGCAUCUCGUUGGGUUCCGAGUCGGAGUCGGAGGCUGAGCUGAGUGAUUCGGAGAUCGAGCGGCGGCGCAACAUGCUGAAGGCGAAAAUGCUCCAACAGAAGCAGCGCGAAGAGGAGGAACUGCUACAGAAACAGGAAGAGGAGGGCCUGACCGACUCGGAAGAGUCGGAAAGUUCCGAGUACGAGGAGGAAACGGAAAGCGACGAGGAGAACGAGCCCCGUCUGAAGCCACUGUUCGUGCGGAAGAAGGACCGCACCACCGUCAUAGAGAAGGAACGGGAAGCCAACCGCCAGAAGCAGCUCGAGUACGAGUCGAAGAAGGCGGCCAAGGAACGGCGGAAGCAAACGUUGCGGCUGGUGGAGGACACGAUCAAGAAGGAACUGGAAAAGGCCAAGGUGGAAAACGAACCGUCGCUCAACGACGUAAACACGGACGACGAGAACGACGAGGUCGAGUACGAAGCGUGGAAACUGCGGGAACUGAAGCGCAUCAAGCGGGACCGGGAAGAGAAGGAACAAGUCGACAAGGAAAAGCAGGAAGUCGAGCGAUUGCGCAACCUGACGGAGGAGGAACGGCGCCAGGAGCAGCGCAACAACCCGAAACAGAUCACCAACAAGAACGCGAAGGGCAAGUACAAGUUCCUGCAGAAGUACUACCACCGGGGCGCGUUCUAUCUCGACCAGGAGGACGACGUGUACAAGCAGGACUUCUCGGCGCCCACGCUGGAGGAUCACUUCGACAAGACGAUCCUGCCGAAGGUGAUGCAGGUGAAGAACUUUGGCCGCUGUGGGCGCACCAAGUACACGCAUCUGGUCGACCAGGACACGACCAAGUUCGACUCGCCCUGGGUCGCCGCCGACACGACCAACAACACCAUGUUCCUGUCGGAUCGGGCCGGCGGCAUGAAGCAAGUGUUCGACAAACCCUCACUGUACCGCAAAAAGCGGGACGCGUAGGCGUGUAUAUUUCAGUUCGCCAGCAAGUUCGAAGUAUUUUGCUGAUAGG
Anopheles cruzii is the source of this 1534-nucleotide messenger RNA. RefSeq names its product microfibrillar-associated protein 1 (gene Mfap1). Gene Ontology annotation, molecular function: RNA binding. The transcript is spliced from 4 exons. The record is from RefSeq and is a predicted model, not a curated record. Gene Ontology annotation, cellular component: U2-type spliceosomal complex. Gene Ontology annotation, biological process: mRNA splicing, via spliceosome. NCBI's taxonomy places the organism in Eukaryota, Metazoa, Arthropoda, Insecta, Diptera, Culicidae. Bases 67 to 1485 code for a protein of 472 amino acids.